CAAGAGGAUGAAAACCCAUCUCUACCUUCUCUUGCUGGCUGCAGGUAUCUCUGCUGCUCCCCAGAUGAGCAGCAUGGCUGAAUUACUGACACUUCUACAGCAAAUGUGGGAGGCAAAGGACAUUCAGAAUCUGAGGAUUGAGACUCCAGACAAUAUAAAUGAUGUGAACUGUAUCAGCACAAUCUUUGAAGGAACGGAACGGCUGAAAACUAAUCCAGCUAUGAAAAAAUUCAGUGCCUUUUUCCAAAAUUUUGAAAGACUGAAGCAAUUUCUCACUCCAAGCCUGGCAAAAGAGGGGAAAUGUGAUACAGAACGAAGGAAUGCAACGAUAUUUAUAAACAAGCUGAUGACAUUCAUCCGAAAAGCAUUAAAAGCCACAAGAGCAUAG
Messenger RNA from Neopelma chrysocephalum (saffron-crested tyrant-manakin), 388 nucleotides. RefSeq names its product interleukin-5-like. Gene Ontology annotation, molecular function: interleukin-5 receptor binding; growth factor activity. Gene Ontology annotation, biological process: immune response. Bases 8 to 388 code for a protein of 126 amino acids. The transcript is spliced from 4 exons. The record is from RefSeq and is a predicted model, not a curated record. Gene Ontology annotation, cellular component: extracellular region. NCBI's taxonomy places the organism in Eukaryota, Metazoa, Chordata, Aves, Passeriformes, Pipridae.